AUGAGCAUGAUCGACGUGCUGACCCGGGUGGACGCCAUCUGUAAGAAGUACGACAGGUACGACGCCGACAAGCACCGGAAUGACGCCGCCGACCCCUUCUCGCGGCUCUACGCCGACAUCGACGCCGUGAUCGACGAAGCCAUGGAGAAAUCGGAGAGGGCCGCGAGGGAGACGAACCGGGCGGCGAAGGUGACCCUCAACGCCGGCGUGCGGCGCACCAAGGCCCAGCUCAUGGAGGAUGUCGUCAAGCUCCAGAAACUAUCCGUCAAGAAGAUGAAAGGGGUCUCGGCGGAGGAUAUGGCGCUGCGGCCUGAUCUGGUCGCCGCAUUGCAUCACAGGAUCCAGUCCAUCCCGGUCCCCGAGGGAGGCGGCGGCGGCGAGGGCGGCGCAGCGGGUCAGAACGGCGCUCGGACAGGGAUUCAGUUCGAUUCUUCAGCUGAAACUUUGGAUGAGGGCUACUUCCAGACCAGCGAAGAAUCUGAGGCUUUCAGAAGAGAGUACGAGAUGCGCAGGAUCAAACAGGAUGAAGGGCUGGACUUCAUUUCCGAAGGCCUGGACACGCUGAAAAACCUAGCAGAGGACAUGAGUGAGGAACUGGACAGGCAGGUUCCCUUGAUGGAUGAAAUUGACAAAAAGGUGGAUAAAGCUAACUCCGAGCUAAGAAAGACUAAUGUCAGGCUUAAAGAAACAGUUAACCAGUUUCGAUCGACCAGGAACUUCACAGUUGACAUCAUACUGAUCUGUGUCAUUCUUGGCAUUGGUGCUUAUCUCUACAAUGUGCUCUCCCAGUGA
Lolium rigidum is the source of this 792-nucleotide messenger RNA. Its product is annotated as syntaxin-71-like. The record is from RefSeq and is a predicted model, not a curated record. Gene Ontology annotation, molecular function: SNAP receptor activity; SNARE binding. The transcript is spliced from 9 exons. Gene Ontology annotation, cellular component: membrane; endomembrane system; SNARE complex. NCBI's taxonomy places the organism in Eukaryota, Viridiplantae, Streptophyta, Magnoliopsida, Poales, Poaceae. The coding region runs from base 1 to 792 and encodes 263 amino acids. Gene Ontology annotation, biological process: vesicle fusion; intracellular protein transport.